UCGCUCUGGUCGUCACUUCCGCCCGAUAUACAAGGGGCGAUGAAGGCUGCUUGGGGCUUCGCGCCGGGAUCGCCUCCGCGGGACGGUUCGGGCUCUGCCCGGAGGAGCCCCUUGGUUUGGGGGCUUCUAUGGCUGGGGCUGUGGUGGUGGCGGGUCUCCGGGAUGGCCACUCCGGACCAGGUGAAACCCCGUAUCGUCAUGGAGCAAUUGCUCUGGGUCAGUGGCGGCGCAAUCGGGGAGGUAAAUACCUUCAGGAUCCCUCUCAUCACAGCGACACCUUACGGCACCCUUCUGGCUUUUUCGGAAGCCAGGAAGGCUUCUUCUGCUGACAGCGGAGCUAAAUUCAUAGCCCUUCGCAGAUCACUAGACAAAGGUGCUAACUGGAGUCCAACUUCAUUCAUAGUUGAUGAUGGUUCCCUCAUAGACGGCCUCAGCCUCGGAGCUGUGGUGGUAGAUUGGGAAAAGGACACUUUGUUCUUGGUAUAUACUCUCUGUGCACACUACCGUGCAUGUUCCACUGCCAGUGUCAUGAUCAUUCGCAGCUUGGAUGACGGGAUCACGUGGAGCCGUCCGCGGAACCUCUCUGAGGAAGUUGGCACGACCAUGUUUGCCCCUGGACCAGGCUAUGGCAUCCAGAAACGCUACGAGCCCAAGAAGGGACGCUUGAUUGUUUGUGGUCAUGGGACUUUAGAGCUGGACGGGAUCUCCUGCCUCCUCAGUGACGACCACGGCAUGACCUGGUAUUAUGGGAGACAGCCCUUGCAUGGCAUCCCUUACGGACUGGAGAAGAAUUUCAGUGACUUUAAUCCUGACGAAUGCCAGCCCUAUGAGCUGCCAGAUGGCUCCGUGGUGGUGAACGCCCGGAAUGAAAAUUUCUACCACUGCCGAUGUCGCAUUGUGGUUCGCAGUUACGACGGUUGCGAUACCCUUCCGGUGGAGAACGUGAAAUUUGAUGAGGGUUUAGUGGAUCCCGCAGUGGCUGCAGGAGCUCUUGUCAAAUCUGGUUUGGUUUUCUUCACCAAUCCAGCCCAUCGUCAGCUGCGGGUUAACCUGACACUACGCUGGAGUUUCACCAACGGGUCUUCUUGGUGGAAGGAACCCCUGCUGAUCUGGAGAGGCUCCAGCGGCUAUUCCUCCAUGACUACCCUGGAGGGAAAUUCUCUGCAGGAUGACCACUCUCUCUUUAUCAUUUACGAGAAGGGCGAGGUCGAAUAUACAGAAAGCAUCUCCGUGGUCAAGAUUAGCCUCAACGGGCAGCUCUGACCCUCUUUUCCGGGGCAUCUUAAAACAUUAUCAAAGUUUGUCACGGCAGGGAAAGGAAAAUGUGUGCUUGGACUGGGGAGAAACCAAACGAACUGGAGUUUUGGGGAUCUAAAGAAUGCAAUUGAAGGAUGUGGGUAGAGAGCUUGGUCAUGUCCCAGCAGAAGUCGGACCAGCUAAAGAGGACCGCAUAUUUAUUUUCCAGUCUUUGUGCCUGGGCAACACACACUCCUGAAUCUCUCUUAUUAUUUCUUUCUCUGACCUUCUGAGGUCGAAUCUGUUUUUCCUGUGCUUUUCCUCACAUUUAUGGAAUGUGUAUAGAUUUAUAGAAAUUGUGGGUAGAGCAGGUAGGGAUGUGCAGAUCCCUGGAACGAAACAGAAAGAGGCAAACUCGAUCAGGUUUGUGAAGAAUAAAUUUAUGCACUUUCUACUGACUUUCUGAACAAUAAAAUGGAAUCAAGAGCAGAAGCUGUCCCUUGCUGGAUCCAAAA
Molecule: messenger RNA, 1751 nt
Organism: Notechis scutatus (mainland tiger snake)
Lineage: Eukaryota; Metazoa; Chordata; Lepidosauria; Squamata; Elapidae
Gene: NEU1
Product: neuraminidase 1
Biological process (GO): ganglioside catabolic process; oligosaccharide catabolic process
Cellular component (GO): membrane; cytoplasm; intracellular membrane-bounded organelle
Molecular function (GO): exo-alpha-sialidase activity
Source: RefSeq, a predicted model, not a curated record